AUGCUGCCAACAGACGAGGCAAUAACGUUGGAGGGAUUUAGGCUAAUUCUCGGCCGUCAAUUGCCUGACGGGAAGGCACUCAAGAUCGCCUUGACCGCGUUCUACGGGAUUGGACGUCACACAGCUGAGCGUGUCAUGGCCCGAUACUCUAUACACAACACAAUUAAAGUUGGCGAAUUGACCCAGGCUCAGAUAACUUGCCUUACAUCUUUCCUAUCCUCACCUGCGACGUCACCUCGGCCAAUACUGCCUGGGAAGACGAACCUGGAGCACAUUCGGCCAAAUGAUCCCCUCGCUGACCUGAAAAUCGAAACCGAACUCCGAAAAGCGAUGCUUGAUAACAUUGCGCAUCAUAGAGCUGUUGGAUCAUAUGUUGGGAGAAGACAUGCCAUGGCUUUACCUGUGAGGGGUCAGCAUACCCGAAAUAACGCGCAAACUGCGAAAAAGCUCAAUCGUAUCGAGAGAAAGCGGUAG
This is a messenger RNA of Cantharellus anzutake, 474 nucleotides long. RefSeq names its product S13-like H2TH domain-containing protein. Gene Ontology annotation, molecular function: structural constituent of ribosome; RNA binding. The coding region runs from base 1 to 474 and encodes 157 amino acids. The record is from RefSeq and is a predicted model, not a curated record. NCBI's taxonomy places the organism in Eukaryota, Fungi, Basidiomycota, Agaricomycetes, Cantharellales, Hydnaceae. Gene Ontology annotation, biological process: translation. Gene Ontology annotation, cellular component: ribosome; mitochondrion; small ribosomal subunit. The transcript is spliced from 3 exons.